Schistocerca nitens (vagrant locust) is the source of this 1335-nucleotide messenger RNA. Its product is annotated as poly [ADP-ribose] polymerase tankyrase-1-like. The record is from RefSeq and is a predicted model, not a curated record. NCBI's taxonomy places the organism in Eukaryota, Metazoa, Arthropoda, Insecta, Orthoptera, Acrididae. Gene Ontology annotation, molecular function: protein binding. The coding region runs from base 76 to 1254 and encodes 392 amino acids. The transcript has 4 exons.
CGCUGGAGAGUCGCAGAAGGUCCGCGCUUCAUCCUCCGCAGCAGAGUAGGCGUGUACACAGCAGGACUGGCGACCAUGGCAGGCAACAAGAAAGCCCAGGAGGCGGCAGCCGAGGACCUGGGGGCGCUGCUGGACGCGGAGGACGGCGCGCUGGUGACGCUGGUGGCGGGGCGGACGCGGCUGGUGGUGCACCGGGCCGUCCUCGCAGCCAGGAGCCCCGUCUUCGAAGCCAUGUUCCGCCACGACACGCUGGAGGCCAGCAGCGGCGUGGUGAGCAUCGCGGACGUGGAGGGCCCGGCGCUGAGGCAGCUGGUGGCCUACGUGUACACGCUGCGGGCCCCCAGCGCGCCCGGCACGGCUGCGCAGCUGCUAGCGGCCGGCCGACAAGUACGGCCUGCUGGAGCUGAAGGCGCACUGCGAGCGGCAGCUGGCCGCCGAGCUGGCCGUGGAGAGCGCGGCGGCCACGGCGGUGCUCGCCGUCAGGCACUGCUGCCCCAGGCUCACCGAAGUGGCCGUCGCCUUUGUCGAGGCCAACUCCCAGGUCUUGGCACGCAGGGGUGGGCUGACGCGGUGCGCAGCCACCCUAAAGAUGUUGUCGAAGUGAGUCGGCUGAUUGCUGUGACUUCAGCGAGAUCCAGUGCCAAUAAUAGGAGGAGGCACAACCCGGACCCGCAGCCAAACAGCGACCACGGCGGAACUCCUGACGCAGCUGCACUGCCCGUGACUUCCCGUAACACUCCUCCGUCUAAUGACGCCACCAUCUCUCGCAUGUGGAGUCUUUCUGGAGAGGAGAAAGCCAGGAGGCUGAAGCAGGCAGCUAAGUCAGGAUCGGUGCAGGAGCUGCGAGCGUUGCUGUCUGUGGGUGCAGAUGUGGAUGCGGGGGACAGAUGUGGGUGGACCGCCCUGUACUGUGCGGCACUGGAGGGACACGUGGAGGCUGUGAGGAGCCUAUUGGAAGGUGGUGCAGACGUGGUUGCCAGAGACAAGUGGCAGAGCACGCCUCUGCACUGUGCCGCCUGCUGGGGCCACGCGACUGUGGUGUGGCUUCUUCUGGCAGCCUCGGCUGACCCUAAUGCGAGGGAUCAGUGGCGGCAAACUCCGCUGCACUGGGCAGCGAUGAAUGGCCACGCAGAGACAGUAGCCGAGCUGCUCGAGGCGGGAGCCGACAAGGAGGCUAGGGAUGAGGAGGGGAACACCCCCGUGGACCUUGCCAGGCUGUUCGACAAGCAGCAGGUCGUCGAGAUGCUGAAGUAAUGUUAACAUAAUGUUAGUAAAACAAAUACAAUUUGGUACAGGACUUUUUAUAAUUUUUAAAGUAAAGAGUAUAAACAAUUA